GUGACGGAGACGGAGGCAAAGCCGGGCAGAAAGGCGGAAAAGGCGAACCUGCUGCCGGUCGUGGUGAUGGCGGAAAAGGCGAACCUGCUGCCGGUCGUGGGGAUGGCGGAAAAGGCGCCAAAGGCGGUGAUGGCGGAAAAGGUGCCAAAGGUGAUGCCGGUCGCCCCUGGCCAUGGGAACGUCGCGCGCCGCGCAACAUUCAGGCCGACGCAGCACAUGAAAGCCGGUCGUUCCCGCCACUUUCCCCGGAAGGCUCGGAUUCUGACAAAGUCACAUGAGUUCGAGCGGCAGCUGCUGCAGCACUUCCUCUCCAAGAUGCCGGUCGCAUGUCGGCCUGCCUACCCCGAGAACCCCGACAACGACGAUGCUCGGCCGUCGAAUGACCCUGGCCCGCCGGUCGCAGGAACAACAGGACUUCGAGAAGUCCAAACGAAGGUCCUAGCGAGCUCCCCAGCUGUGUUCAUGGUCCUCCGACACCUGGCGGUGGACUGGGCCAGCUGGGCCGAGCCUUGA
Messenger RNA from Symbiodinium sp. CCMP2592, 513 nucleotides. NCBI's taxonomy places the organism in Eukaryota, Dinophyceae, Suessiales, Symbiodiniaceae. The record is from the annotation of a GenBank genome assembly.